Molecule: messenger RNA, 3659 nt
Organism: Pygocentrus nattereri (red-bellied piranha)
Lineage: Eukaryota; Metazoa; Chordata; Actinopteri; Characiformes; Serrasalmidae
Gene: gas2l3
Product: growth arrest-specific 2 like 3
Exons: 9
Coding region: 287-2284 (665 amino acids)
Biological process (GO): actin crosslink formation
Cellular component (GO): actin filament
Molecular function (GO): actin filament binding; microtubule binding; cytoskeletal adaptor activity
Source: RefSeq, a predicted model, not a curated record
GUCACCCCUCCUUCUCUACUUCUCUCUCUCUCCUUCUCUCUACAUCCACUCACUUGCUGUCCCGCUCCCUCUCUUGCCAAGUCGCUUUGAAGACCGUGACGGACAGUUGACCUGACGUUUGGACUGUCUGCUGCGCCGCUCCUCUGGACUAGAGCUGUGAUAGUGUUUUAUCUACAGAAUGUAAAGUCAGCUGAUGUGUCUUCAGUCAUUCAUUAAAUGAGGAAAGGAAUCCUUUGUUUGAUUCAUCCGUUCAGAAUGAAGAGGUAAAGCAGUCCUGAUUGAAGAGAUGGCAGUGCAAGCUAGCCUCCAGGCUUGGUUUGGAGAGAAGUUUGAGUCUCCACUGCAAAGCCCCCGCAGCCCCCUGACCCCUCGGAUUGGCCCUGGCCUGGCAGACGUCUUCCAGUAUGACCAGUGGCUUGCUGUACGACAUGAGGCUACACUUUUGCCCAUGCAGGAGGACCUUGCCAUCUGGCUCACUGGCAUGCUUGGAGACGAGGUAAGAGCUGAGCACUUCAUGGAGGACAUGAACAAUGGGGUGAAGCUGUGCCGACUUGCUGGAAUUCUUCAAAGCAAAUUUCCCCAGGACUGUCUGUCUGACGAGAAGCAGCAGCUACUUACAAAGAAAGUUUGCAUUAGGAAAGAAGCUUCUCCAGGGUCGUUUUUCGCUCGGGACAACACGGCCAACUUCCUGUCUUGGUGCCGUCAAAUCGGAGUAGAUGAGACGUAUUUGUUUGAGUCAGAGGGAUUGGUUCUACACAAAGACCCUCGCCAGGUAUGUCUGUGUUUGCUGGAGCUUGGACGCAUCGUCUCAAAAUAUGGCAUUGAGCCCCCUGUACUGGUGAAACUGGAGAAAGAGAUCGAACUGGAGGAAUCUCUGCUAAUGACCAGGGACCCUUCCCCUCCGGUCAAAACUUUCACCGUGUGCUGUCAGCAUGGGGGACUCUACCAUGCGGACCAGACUGAAUCAGAUGACCCUCCCUGUAACUGCUCUCAGAAGUUUUCCAUUGAGUAUCUGGCAGAGGGGCGAUACAGGCUGGGGGAUAAGAUCCUCUUCAUUAGGAUGCUGCAUGGAAAGCAUGUGAUGGUGCGUGUGGGAGGGGGUUGGGACACUCUGAAGGGUUUCUUGCUGAAGUAUGACCCUGGUCGAGUGCUGCAAUUCACCACUCUGGAGCAGAAGAUUCUGGCUUAUCAGAAAGGCACGUCCGUCCCAAGCUCCACCCUCAGCACUCAGGCCACCCAACCGCCCACCAUGGACCCUCUUGCUGCUGUUAACCUUCUCCCCUCAUCCUCUGCUGCAGCUUCUUCUACUUCUUCCUCUUCUUCAUCCUCCUCUGGCAGUACGUCCAAACCUGGUAUGCCCGCCUCUGGCUCUGCCACACCACGAGGCUGUGCACAGUCCCCUGUCUCCACCCCUUCCCUGCCAAGGAAAGCAGCAGCAGCUCUUAAAAAGACUCUUCAGAUGCCCACCGCCUCUCCCAAGACCACCCCACUCUCUUCUCCCACUCCAAAGAGAAGCCCUUUGCCCCAGUCUUCAACACCAGUCUCCGGCGGGAUGUACCAGAGAGCUCCUCCUGCCUCCUCCAGAGCAAAGUUGCGUCCACGUGGAAAUCCCACUCAGCCUCGCAGUCCCGUCUGCCCAGAGCCCACCUGCAAACAGCCCAAAUCCUCUGUUACACCAUGCCCCUCUGUCCCUCAGAAACCUCCUCAACGGGAUGGGCGGCCACCUUACGCCCCUCUCCGCUCACGGGUCGCUCAGUCUCGGCCACCUUACGCCCCCUCUCCUGCUGAACGCUACCAGACAGACAGCAGAAAGGCGCGACCCCUCUCCCCUCGACCAGCAGGCCUGGCAAAAACUCCCAGAGAGACUAAAAAGUCACCAGCACCAGUCAACACUAAAACACAGAUCAUUUCUAAAGCACAGGUCAACUCUAAAUCACAAAGCUCUGCCCCCUCUUCCCAAGCCCCCACAGCCUCUUCAAGAGCCCCUCAGAUCUCCAGGACCAAAGCCUCAGCGGGGCAGGCUAGAGUGGGGACAGGAGCCCCACGCGCCGCAGCGUCUCCACAACCCCCCGGCACAAAAUCUGCUCAGUCCACACAUACCACGGACAGGAAACCUCAAACCAGCAGUAACGUCCCACUCAAAACGAACCCUGCUCAGAGCAAAGCAGCAAAACCGAGCCCCAGAACUGCCUGCCAGAAACAAGCGCCCAGGACUGCAGCUCCCAAAACCACGGAGGAGCCCUACUUCGAGAUGAACAGUAAGAAGAAGAAACUGAAGAGCUAAGUGUGCAGAGAGUGGGCUGCUUUUUUGUUCAGAGGGUUUCUUUUCUGAUUCGGUGGCAGUUUUGGGUUCUGAAGCGGCUUUCCUUGGUGUAGCACUUUGCUGUGAGAUACAGGCCCAGGGCUUCAGCAGUACGGUUUUAAAUGCCCCUUCUUUUCCCAAAUGUAUGUUUAUGUUGUACAUGUUUUAUAAUUUAUUUGUUUCUUUUUUUUAUUUGUGCCAUAUGAAAAGGGUCAGGAGGUGAUGUCUGUGUGUUUUAUUUUAGGAGUCAACGUUAAACAACCCCCCUCCCCUUAAUGAACGGCAGAGGGGGGGCCUAUAUCUUGUUACUUGGCUGUUUCUUGUUGUUAUAGAGCAAACUUGCAUUCAGUAGGGAUGCUAGUACUUCAAGUGAAGCUGAAUAACCGAAACCGUGGACUUUGAUUCAUGCAGUGAUUCUGAAUCACAUCUUUUAUGACUGCUUCGCGAUCACGCUCAGUAAUCAGUGUAUCUUUGCCUAAUUGAAGAAAAUGCAAGAACAGAAAUGAAUAACUAACAAUCGUCUUGUGCAAACUUCUUGUUUAGUCUGUUAUUACACAAUGAUCACAUAUGGAACACGGUUACUUUUGAGCACAGACAGAGUGAUUAACUGAUAACUUCAUACUGUAAGAACCAUUAUAAACAUUCUGGUUGUUACUAGGUGGCAAACCCCUUUAAUGUAAAGUGGGGCGUAUCUUUGUCCUCCCCUUUUGCUGCUGUGGUAACCAAAGGCAUGUUUGCCUGGCUGAAAAGGCAAGGAGAAUUGUAGAGCGAGAAACAUGCAUGCAUAUCUUUGGGAAGGGGUGGGGAGGUAUUUCAGAACUGGGUUUAGUGAUCAAAUUUAGUACCAUUAGUGUUUCUGUGCCUUAACUGUAUGGAUUAGAGUGUGUGCUCUGUUUUUUAUUUAUUUUUUUAAGUAGUAAUUCCUUGUUUUUUGUUAACUGACAGUUGUGAUGUGAUCUAAUACAGCUGAGUUUAUGCAGGUGUCAUGUCUAUCUAGCCAUGAAGAUAGGAACUACCUCUAGACAUGCACACAAAUCACCACAUGUACUACUGAUUGAGUGAAGCCCAUAUUUGUUCAUUUGUACCAGCUAAAAUGAAUGUUUUGAGCAAUAUUAAUAAUCACUUUUUUUUCCUGAUGAUUCAUUUGCAGCUUAUGCCAAACUUGAUUUUUUUUUUUUUUUUUUGCUUCUGAAAACUGGCCCUUACUUUAUAUGGUGUGAUACGUUUUUAAAUAUCAAGAUAUGAGUACUAGUUUGAUUUAACAGCACUUUACAAGAUUUGGUUUGAAUGUAGUCUCUGUGUCUGUAUGUGUAAACUGCUCUCUUUACGUUGUCAAAUAAAACUGUUCUUUGGAUAA